AUGGCUAGCAAAGAAAACAGUAUGGACACCGGCGACGAUGUAGAUGCUCAACAAAAAGAAAUCAGAGCGAUGAAGCGAAAAUUCGAUGAAAUGUCGGAAAAGCUCCAGUCGGUGGAAGAAUCAUUUUCAAAAAUUUCGAAAAACGAAACUUCUGCAAUUUCAAAACAAGCACCAAUUGAAAAGUCGAUAAAUUCGAAUGUAACUUCGAAUCAGGAAAAAAUGGCGGCAGAAUCCGGAAAGCGUUUUGUAGUGAAGGAGGUGUUCACAGAUAUUGCAGAAUUUGAAGAGAAGCAAACGAAUUGCAGUGAAGAUGAAGAGCAUUUCAAUAUGAAAUGGUGUAUAAAAUUGGAUCGCGAUGGCAACAAUCUCGGACUCUUCAUUUAUUGUACACCCAUCGAUUAUGACAAAAACUGGUCAAUCCAAACAGAAAUACUGUUCAAAUUCGUCGGUAGUAACGGAAAGGUUCUCGUCAAAACUAAGGAGUAUUGUUUCGAUGAAAAGGGAGAAACUGGAUUCUCUGAUUUUAUGAAUUGGGAGGAUAUGGAAAAAGAAUAUCUGGUGGACGGGAAUUUGACGGCUGAAAUUCAUGUACAAAUCAUUGAAAGCACUGGAUUAGGAAAAGAAAAAAUAAGAACGUUUGAUGAAUCAAAUAAAGACUGUUCCGAUGUUGUUCUCGCAGUCAGAGAUACCAAAUUUUACGUCCUGAAAAAAUUUCUUGCCGUUCAAUCGUCCUUCUUCAAAUCACUUCUGCUCGGAAACUUCUCGGAAUCUUUGGAAUCGGAAGUCAGGCUGACCGGAAUCGAUCCGCAUGAUUUCCACUAUUUCCUUGAGGUUCUAUACGGAGAAUCUGCUAUCGAUGAUAGUACUGUAGAAGGAGUGUUCCUUCUGGCUGAUAUGUACGACGCUCCAACUAAGUUCGCUAUUCAGUCAUCCGAGUCUCAGAAAAAGUUUGAGAAAAAAUUCGUGCUAAAACAUGUCUUCAAGAAUGUGGCCACUCUUGGAGACGAAGAUGAGGCUGAGAGUGAAAAAGAAGAACAUUUUGGAAGAUUUUGGCACAUGAGUUUGGGACGAGGCGGCGAUUAUCUCGGUUUCUUCAUCGAUUUCUCUAAUCCUAUUUCUACGGAACAGAAGUGGUCGAUUGAAACAGAAAUAGAGUUCAGAGUUGUUGAUCAGAAGCAAGAUGAUGAUUUUGUCAGAACAGUUGAUCAAUGCUUAGAAGCCUGUCCUGGAUAUGGGGGACUAAGAAGAUUCAUGAGAUGGGAAACAAUGGAAAAGAAAUAUUUGAUGGAUGGAAAUUUGUCCGUAGAAGUCCAUGUGACGAUUAAAAAAUCGACCGGAUUGGGAAAAGAGAAAAUCAGAAAGUUCGAUGUAUCUCAAAGAGAUGUGUCUGAUGUUGUUCUCACUGUCAGAGAUACCAAAUUUUAUGCUAAUAAAAUGUACCUCGCCGCUCAGUCUCCAUUUUUCAAAGAUCUCCUUUGUGGAACCUUCUCUUCAGAGUCGGAUAAAUCACAAAUCACUCUCACUGGAAUCGAUCCGCAUGAUUUCCACUAUUUCCUUGAGGUUCUAUACGGAGAAUCUGCUAUCGAUGAUAAUAAUGUAGAAGGAGUCCUUCUGCUGGCGGUUAAGUACGAUGCUUCUACAGCAAUCAGACGAUGUGAGGAGUUUCUUCUGGAAAAAUCGAAAAAGACGCUGAAAAAGAAACUCAUGAUGGCUGUUCGAUAUGAACUGGAGAACCUGAAGAAAAUAUGCAUGGACCAAAUUGUGAAAAAAGAACAAAUAAAAUCUGUAAUUCCGUCGAACAUCGAAGAUCUGGAUCUUGAAGUGAUGCGCAAGCUUCUUGAAAAGUCUCUUUCUUUCCGUUAA
Messenger RNA from Caenorhabditis briggsae, 1863 nucleotides. NCBI's taxonomy places the organism in Eukaryota, Metazoa, Nematoda, Chromadorea, Rhabditida, Rhabditidae. Gene Ontology annotation, molecular function: protein binding. The record is from RefSeq and is a predicted model, not a curated record. The coding region runs from base 1 to 1863 and encodes 620 amino acids. The transcript has 9 exons.